Messenger RNA from Macaca mulatta (Rhesus monkey), 3079 nucleotides. The record is from RefSeq and is a predicted model, not a curated record. Lineage: Eukaryota; Metazoa; Chordata; Mammalia; Primates; Cercopithecidae.
GAACCAAAGGAGGAAAAUGGAUUGCAGAAAAUGAAGACAAAACCGUCGAAUCGAGCAAAGUGUUUGGCCAAAAGAAAAAUUGCACGGUCCUGCUGUGUUGUCCAGGCUCAUCUCAAACUCCUGGCCUCAAGCAGUCCUCCAGUUUGGGCCUCCCAGUGUUGGGAUUACAGGCGCCAGCCACCAGUUAGCCCCCCAUUCUGAAUCUUACUGAGCAGCAAAAUCUGUUUUUAUGAUUUCUUUUUUUUUUUUGAGAUUGAGUCGUGCUCUGUUGCCCAGGCUGAGUGCACUGGUGUGAUCUUGGCUCACUGCAAGCUCUGCCUCCCGGGUUCAUACGAUUCUUCCACCUCAGCCUCCUGAGUAGCUAGACCUAUAGGCACACGUCACUACACCCUGCUAAUGUUUGCCAGGCUAAUCUCUAGCUCCUGACCUCAAGCGAUCCACCCGCCUCAGCCUCCCAAAGUGCUGGGAUUAUAGGCAUGAGCCACCACGCCUGGCCAGAACAGAAGUUUUAAACUUUGAUGUGGUCCAUUUUUUUCUCUUUUAUGGUUUUUUUCUUUCUGUGUCCUAAGAAAUCUUUGACUACACUAAGGUUAUGAAGAUUUCCACCUAUUUUCUUUUGGAAAUUUUGUAGUUUUAGCUUUAGCAUUUAGAUUUCUAAUCCAUUUUGAGUUUUUGUAUAUGGUGCAAGAGAUGACAGAAGAAGAACAGUUUGCUCUGGCUCUCAAAAUGAGUGAGCAGGAAGCUAGGGAAGUGAACAGCCAGGAGGAGGAAGAAGAGGAGCUCUUGAGGAAAGCCAUUGCUGAAAGCCUGAAUAGUUGCCGGCCUUCUGAUGCUUCUGCUACCAGAUCUCGACCUCUGGCCACUGGACCAUCUUCCCAGUCCCACCAAGAGAAAACCACAGACUCUGGGAUCACUGAAGGCAUAUGGCAGCUGGUACCUCCAUCACUGUUUAAAGGCUCACAUAUCAGUCAGGGAAACGAGGCUGAGGAAAGAGAGGAGCCUUGGGACCACACUGAAAAAACUGAAGAGGAGCCGGUCUCUGGCAGCUCAGGAAGCUGGGACCAGUCGAGCCAGCCAGUGUUUGAGAAUGUGAACGUUAAAUCUUUUGACAGAUGUACUGGCCACUUGGCUGAGCACACACAGUGUGGGAAGCCACAGGAAAGUACUGGGAGGGGUUCUUUUCUCAGAGCUGCCCAGGGUAGCGGGGACACAUCUAGGCACUGUCUGCCUACCCUAGCAGAUGCCAAAGGUCUCCAGGACAUUGGGGGCACUGUGAACUACUUCUGGGGUAUUCCAUUCUGCCCUGAUGGAGUAGACCCUAACCAGUAUACCAAGGUCAUUCUCUGCCAGUUGGAGGUUUAUCAAAAGAGCCUGAAAAUGGCUCAGAGGCAGCUCUUAAAAAAAAAAGAUUUUGGGGAACCAGUGUUACCUAGACCUCCUUCUCUGAUCCAGAAUGAAUGUGGCCAAGGAGAGCAGGCUAGUGAAAAAAAUGAAUGCAUCUCAGAAGAUAUGGGAGAUGAAGACAAAGAGGAGAGGCAGGAGUCUAGGGCAUCUGACUGGCACUCAAAAACCAAGGAUUUCCAGGAAAGCUCAAUUAAAAGCUUGAAAGAGAAACUUUUGUUGGAGGAAGAACCAACAACCAGUCAUGGUCAGUCUUCCCAAGGGGUUGUUGAAGAAACUUCUGAAGAGGGAAACUCUGUACCUGCUUCGCAAAGUGUUGCUCCUUUGACCAGUAAGAGAAGCUUAGUCCUUGUGCCAGAGAGUUCUGCAGAAGAAAUCACUGUUUGUCCUGAGACACAACUAAGUUCCUCUGAAACUUUUGACCUUGAAAGAGAAGUCUCUCCAGGUAGCAGAGAGAUCUUGGAUGGAGUCAGAAUAAUAAUGACAGAUAAGGAGGUUGGUAACAAGGAAGAUGCUAAGAAGGAAGUACCUAUUUCUAUCUUCUCAUCCAGUAACCAGGUAUCCUGCCCGCUAUGUAACCAAAGCUUUCCACCCACAAAGAUUGAACGACAUGCCAUGUACUGCAAUGGUCUGAUGGGAGAAGAUACAGUGGUUCAGCUUAAGACUUUUUCAUAUCCUGCUGUUAGUGAAAUAUUGUGCUGGAUGCUGAGGGUGAGGAGGAGCGGCCCAAAAGACCCAAAAGAUGUAUUGACUCGGAGACAAAAAGAGGCCAAGACCAAGAGUGACAGUGGGACAGCUGCUCAGACUUCUCUAGACAUUGACAAGAAUGAGAAGUGUUAUCUCUGUAAAUCCCUGGUCCCAUUUAGAGAGUAUCAGUGUCAUGUGGACUCCUGUCUCCAGCUUGCAAAGGCUGACCAAGGAGAUGGGCCUGAAGGGAGUGGAAGAGCAUGUUCAACUGUGGAGGGGAAGCGGCAGCAGAGGCUGCGGAACCCAAAGGAAAAAGGCCACAGUGAAGGCCGACUCCUUAGUUUCUUGGAACAGUCUGAGCACAAGACUUCAGAUGCAGACAUCAAGUCUUCAGAAACAGGAGCCUUCAGGGUGCCCUCACCAGGGAUGGAAGAGGCAGGCUGCAGCAGAGAGAUGCAGAGUUCCUUCACACAUCGUGAUUUAAAUGAAUCUCCCAUCAAGUCUUUUGUUUCCAUUUCAGAAGCCACAGAUUGCUUAGUGGACUUUAAAAAGCAAGUUACUGUCCAGCCGGGUCGUCGGACACGGACCAAAGUUGGCAGAGGAAGAAGGAGAAAAUUCUGAAUUUCUAGGGUCCAAAAGUUGACAAAGCCAUUAGUAGGAGGGGUGGGCCAUGUUCAUUAAGCCAUAGUGGUCCCUUGUUCAUUGUUGAGUAAGUUUUAGCCCUGCAGUUUUCACCACCAGCACCCACUCCGCAUUCUGGUUUUUAUGUUUUUUAUGACCUAUGCAGACAACUGUGUAUAGUAUUCUGUUUUAUAACAGUUUUUUUGAAUUCACUUAUAGUUAAAAAUUUAAAUAUAUUUAUGUUUGUAUGAAAUCUUAUUUCAGUAGAUGGAAAUUUUAAUUUUUUUCCCUUCAUGUUGCAGGGUUUGGGGUGGGGAUAUUUUCAUUGUAGAGAUAGUUUAUUAGACUCAUAAAUCACAUGCUGAAUGAA